Messenger RNA from Chiloscyllium plagiosum (whitespotted bambooshark), 11959 nucleotides. The record is from RefSeq and is a predicted model, not a curated record. NCBI's taxonomy places the organism in Eukaryota, Metazoa, Chordata, Chondrichthyes, Orectolobiformes, Hemiscylliidae.
UAAGGAGGCGGUGUCUGCGGGAUUGCAGUACCACCGCCGGCCUGAGGAGGCGGUGUCUGCGGGAUUGCAGUACCUGUCCCUGGCUGAAGAGGCGGUGUCUGCGGGAUUGCAAUACCUGUCUCGGGCUGAGGAGGUGGUGUCUGCGUGAUUGUAAUACCUGUCCCGGGCUGAGGAGGCGGUGUCUGCGGGAGUGCAGGACCGGCGCCGAGCUGAAGAGGCGGUGUCGGGGGGAGUGCAGUACCGGCGCCGAGCUGAGAGGGGGCAGUGUCACUGCCCCUUUUUCUUUCUCUGGCUUCGGGCUCGCGGCCGCUUUGGUUCGUAACGGCUGCUGCUUCAAAAUGGCGGCGCUCCCGUAUCCGCAGGCGGCGACGGCGGCAGCAACGGCAACGACGACGACAACAACAGUAGCGGCGGCCGCCUCUGCCUUUCCACGGCGGGGCCUAGGGGAAGAACAGUUGCUGCCAGCUGUGGAGCCUGAGGAGAUCGAGCGGCGGCUGCAGAGGACCCGCGAGGAGCUGAGCAACAGGCGGAAAAUCCUGGUGAAGAACCUGCGGACAGACAGCAGCAGCAGCAGCAGCCAGGAGAUACAUGAGCUUCUUAAAGACUAUGAAUUGAAAUACUGCUAUGUGGAUAAGAACAAAGGAACUGCUUUUAUUACUUUGCUGAAUGGAGAACAAGCGCAGGAUGUCAUUCACAAAUUUCAUAAGUCCACUUUCCAGGAAAGAGAGAUAUCUGUUCAACUGCAACCUACUGAUAGCUUGCUUUGCAUUACCCAGCUACCAUUGUCCUACACUCAACAACAGUUUGAAGAGCUGGUCCGCCUUUAUGGGAAUGUGGAGAGAUGUUUCCUGGUUUAUAAUGAGACUACUGGUCAUUCAAAGGGUUACGGUUUUGUCGAAUAUAUGAAGAAGGACUCUGCUGCUCGAGCUAAAUCUGAACUUAUGGGGAAACAGCUGGGGCCUUGCACACUGUAUGUGCAGUGGACAGAUGCAGAUCAUCUCUCAGCUGAUUUCCUUCACUCGAAGUGCCUUUGUAUAGAUAAAAUUCCCCACGAUUAUAAGGACACAACGGAGCUGACAGAACUCUUCUCUCAGAUGUUUAAGCCAGUUUUCUGUCAGCUUGCCCAGGCCUCAGGUAGCCAUCCUUCUUUUGCAGUGGUGGAGUAUGAAACUGCAGACCAAGCAGAAUUAGUGCAACGAUCUACUGAUGGAAUAUUUUUUGGCGGUAGCCAAGCCCGUGUUUCAUUUUGUGCACCAGGGCCUCAGGGUCGCAGUACACUUGCAGCACUAAUUGCUGCUCAGAGGUUGUUGCUGAACAGCAGGAAGGGCCUUCUUCCAGAACCUAACCCGCUACAGAUUUUAAACAGCUUGGGUAAUCCUGCUGCAUUGCAGUUACUACUGAGGCCUUACCUCCAUGGUUAUGCUGGCAAGCAAAAUAUUUUGGGAAAUACUAGCAACAUGCCAGUUCUGCCAAAUCCUGCAUUGACUGCAGCCCUGCUUCAGAUAAAUCAAACACAGAAUGCUGUGUUGGGAAAUGGACUGUUUCAGAAUCUAAUGCGAAUGCAGGCAGCACAACAGAUGCUCGUAAACAAGGAGAAUCCAGCAAUCAACAAUAAGCCUGGUUUGCUUGGCGACCCAUCUGUUUUACUUCAAACUGCUUUGGGCCGAGGGCCAACUGCAAUGAUGAACCCUGGGAAAGGAAUUUUGGCUGACUCACCAAAGGGUCUUCCAGUUCCUGCAUUGCCUGUUGAAUUCACUAAAGUGGGCACUCAGCCACUGGUGGGGACCUUAUCAUUUCAGUCCAAUCAGAAACUCCUGGGACAAAAUACAAAUGAGCAUAAAUCAAUGUUGGAAAAGCCAAAUGUAGUCAUUGGGCCAUCUCCAGUUUCUGCUUCAAUGACUCAGGCACAUCUUCAAGGAAUUCCUAAUUCAUUUCUGAGCAGCUUGACCAGUCAGCAAAAAGCACAAACCCAGCCUAAAGUGUCAAUGAGUAAUGCUGUUUGGACUACUACAAUGAGCAACCAGACGUCAUUGUUGGGAGUCCCACCACCUGAUCUAAAAAUACCGAACAAUCCUUAUCUUAACUUUUGCAAUAUACUGCCAAAUCUGAAUUUGCAAGUUGGAAAUGCCAGUAAGCAUAACCCUGGGCAACAGCAGACUGGAGUUCUGGAAUCCAUGUUAAAUCCAGCAAUCUCAAGGGCAGCCACAGCACCUGAAAUGCUACAGAUGUCCACCUCCCAGUAUGCAUUUGACUGCUAUCCUGAGUACACAUCAAGCUGUGGGGAAUAUUCGCAGGAUGCCAUGCAACAGUGGUACCAGACCUAUGUUCCAUCACACAACUCCUCUGAGGCGUUUGUAGCAGGAUGUGAAAAAGAACAGUGUGAGGUAUCAGCCCCAACUUUUGUUCAGACAUCCGCAGCUCCUGUUGAAGUGUUCUAUAACCAGCACACGUCUGUAAAUACCAAUGUGGACUAUAGUAUGGCAGUGCAAGUGGUGCCUUCGUAUUAUGCUGGAAGUCAAACCUAUUACCCUGGAAGCAUUCAAAGUGGCCAAACCACCAAGGGGUCUCCUUGUGCUACACCGCAGCAGUCACUUGCUCCAGGGGCUGGAAUCCUGGGUCCAGCACCAGUGGGAAACCCGAUGUCUAAUGUCAAGUCUCCAGUGACUGGUCAGAAACGUGCAUCUUCCUACCUCCUGCCUUCCCCUGAAGUGAGUCCAGAUGGAGGCUACGUUGGACAGCACUCGCAGGGCCUUGGUGGCCAUUAUGCUGAUUCCUAUUACAAAAAAAAGAGGAUAUUUUGAUUUAUUGCUGUUAUUUUUGCUGCUGUUUUCUCUUGCUUAAUGCUGGAACGUAUGUUUAAAUGUGAAGCUGCCCUUUGUUGAUGCAUUUUCUGUUUAGAAAAUUUAUUUUCUUUCAAAAAAAACAAAAGUUUUAAUGGUUUCCUUUAAGUUUUUAUGUUGAAAUAGGAUUUUUAAUCUGAUUCCCCCUACUUCCCCCAUCAUCCCUCCCAGCAUCACAUUACCAUGCAUUUUGGUUCGUGCCUGCUAAAGGCAGUCUUGACCUCCCAUUGUUUUGAAGGCAGCUGCACAAUCUGGUUUCAAAUUUCUAUAGUUAUGGCGGAGUGGGACCAGUUUUAACUUCUCUCAAUCAGUCUUCAUGGAAUGUGCAGGAAGAAUUAUAGAACUUUUCUGCUUAAUCACACUUCAGUGUUUCACAUUAGAAUGUAUUAAGAUUUUUGCGAGGGAGGGAAAAGGUCAUGGGGGAAAAAGAUUCGAGUCCCCCCUCCCCCCCCCCCCCCCCCCCAAUUAUCUUUCUUUUCAAUCAUUUCACAUCUGGUACACCUCUCUAGUUUAGCUAUUGAAUUGCACUUUUUACAGAUUUGUUUGCAUAUGUGGAAUGUUUUCGAUGUAUAUGGAAAUUAGCUUUUUUACCAUGGAUGAACCACUUGUUUUCUGACUGCACUAACUGACAUUUAUUUGAUGUAGUUGUCCUCAUAGUUACACUAUGCAGUAUGGCCUGCUCCCACUGACCAAAGCAAAGAUGUUAGGGUUUUUUGUGUUGCAUACAUCAUAUAUCACUUAACAUUUAAAAAUACUUUGUGUUCUUUUUUGGCUGCUUUGAAGGUCCUUGUUUUAUUGAUGGGAUGGUUAUACUAUGAAAUAAUUUUUAAUGCUGAUUCAUGUAUUUCUGUUUUUGAUUUAAUAUGGUAUGUGAAUUACAAUUUUUGGGGACUGUGGGUAGUAUAGUCCUAGUUUGCUUUUUUUAAAAAAAAGUUUCUAACUUUUACCAGGGAAAAGCAGGAGUGCAUUUCACUACACUUGAAUCAUAAACUGUGGUUUACUUUUCUGUUUUCUUUUUGAAUAGUAAACAAAGUAAAAGUCUUAAUCACUUUUCUGUUUUUCCUUGUCCUUUUUAGAUUUUUUUUCUUGAUGAAUUUUGUGAUUUUAGUAGCUUUUAGACUGAAAGGUGGUACUGGCUCAAGAUACCCAAGGUAUUAUCUUUUAUACUAUAGGGCUGCAACAUAAAUAGGGCAGUACUCGAGUCCAUGAAGGUAUCAUGACUGAGCUUAGAUUCUAUGGAGCUUUUGUGAAACACAUAUGGUUAUAUUCAAAGUGCUUUUUGUUACCCACUACCAUUCUAUUCCAGCUAUGGACAGUUAAAUCUAAUUAUACAAGUUAACAAUGUGAUUUUCAAAGAUGUUUGCAUUACUACGUUUUCACAUCUAAUGCCAGAAAAGUAGGGAGGAAAUUAGAGAGUUGUGAUUUAACACUUAACAAUCUAUGUAUUGUUGGGGCAUUUCAAACUGCACUUCGGAGUUUGAGAAGACAGUUCUUUGCUUCGGGAUUUAAGUAGGUAAACCUGAGAGAUUAGCAAUACGUUCAAUGCUUUCUUGUAUAAGGUUGAGUACAAUCUGGAGGGUACUUUCAAUUUCAAUUGCAAACAUACAAACUAAGGGCAUGAGUAGGCCCUUCACUAUUCAAUAAGAUUGUGACUGACCUCAAAUCUAUAUUUCCACCUAUCUCUGAUAACCUUUCAACCUCUUUACAAGAACCUACAGGUCUUAAAGAUAUUCAAAAACUCGCUUCCACCAUCUUUUCAGGGAGACAGCAUUCCAAAGGCUUGUGGUCCUCUGAGAAAAUAGUUUAGCCUAAUCUCGCUUUCAAAUGGGCAACUCAUAAUUUUAGUGUUUAGAUUCCCCCAUGAGAGGAAAAAUCCUUUUCACAUCUAUCUGUCAAUAUCUCUAAGGAUUUUUGACGAUUCAAUCAAGUUGCCUCUUAACCUUUAUAAACUCUAGCAGAUUCAAGCCUGUCCAACAUUUCCUUGUAAGAUAAUUUGUCCAUUCUAGUUAUUAGUCUAGUAAGCUUUCUCUGAACUCCCCCGUCCCAUGCAUUUACGUCUUUCCUUAGUGACCAUUACUGUACAUCAGACAAAGUCUGACCCAGUGUAUAACUGAAGCAUCUCAUGUUAUUCAAUUUGCUUCUCAAUACAAUUAAUCCUCUAUCCAUAAGUUCUUGGCUAUCAAAUUUGUCUACUCAUGCCAAAAAGUGGCAACUAGGUUCAACAUCCACAGGUAUAUCGUGUAACUGAUUUUUUAACCUAUUUUAAUGAGUUUUUAAUUAAAUUUUUAAUGGGUUGUACACGUUUGAAAUUCAUCAUUCAGGGGAGUUCUUGGAAAUGCAGCACUCUCAAAUAUGGAGGAACGACUGUCAUUCUAGUACCUUUCCUAAUUGCUUGCUGGAUCUUCAUGCUAAACUUGUGCAAUUCAGGGUCAAGCACACCUAGAUGCCUCUGCUUUUUGGAGCUCUGAAAUUUCUCACCAUUUAGAUAGUAUUUUUUUAAUCCUCCUCACCAAAAUGAAGAUUCAUAUUUUCCCACAUUAUACUCCAUUUGCUACAUCAUUGCCCUCUUCCUUAUCUUCUCAAUAUCUUUUUCUAACUUUCUUGUGUCCCCUACCUGUCAUCAGCAAAUUUGUCAGCUAUACCUUUUGUCCUUCCGUCAAAGAUGAACAGUCCACUCAUCUGCUAGUGUCAUCCUGUGGCACGCCAUUAAUUGCAUCUUGCCAAGCUAAGAUAGACCCAUUUACACCUAUUGUGCAUUCUCCUAUCCAUGCAAAUAUAUUACCCUUGCACCAUGAGUUUUUAUUUGAUAAUAUAUUUAUUUAAUUUGACAGUGACACUGGCAGAUGAAUGUACUGUUCAUGAUUUAGUACUCCAAUUUCAUAGUUGCCAUGCACUAGUCUCUGCCAUUUAAUCAAGAUAAAAUAACUCUAGACUAGAAUCCCACCUUAAAUUUGAAGAGAAUGGUGAAAGAGUAUCCAGGAAGAGUAAUCUUGUGUUAAGUGGCUAAACGUUCUCUAAUAGAUUGAAUGAUCAGUAUUUGUGCAUUGAAUUAAGAUCUCUACAAAUUUUGUAGAGUACAUGAUUGUUGCUGGACUUCUUGAGACAUUUAAAAUUUCAUAAUUGGCUGUGUAACUUUGGUGGACACAUUGGCAGAUAGAUUGCUAUCCAAGGUGAGUAUUAGAUCAGGUAGUCUUAGUAAGACCUUAUAUUGAGACCUAUAUUUCAGCUGCUGAUAUGUUCUGACUUCUGGUGUUUGUGCUGAUUUCAGGAAUUUUGUUGGACUGUAACUUUUAAUGCCAAAGGGAGAACAAACUGGGAGUGAUGCAGCUAAGCUUCGCAGGUGGUGGUGUAAGAUAUUUAUCCUAAUUUGUCUAACAACCUUCAAAAGGGUAUAAAAAAUUUCAAAAAGUCUUUCUGGUCACAAUUUCAGCAAUACUUGUGGAUUAAGGAAAGUGGAUACUGUAUAACUCUGUCCCACCUUUAUAAACUUUUUGUAGGCUUUUUUUAAAACUAUGUCAUCCUCAGUUCUGUGUUCACUACUUGUGGCUUAUUUAAAUACUCUGCAAUAACAGUUAACAACCCAAAUAAAAUCCAGGCCAUUGGUAAAUUGCUUUGAUUACAAUUUGCACUUUUCAAUCUCAAUAUUUUGCUCAGUGGAUUGUUAAUGACAAUGAGAAGUAGUGAUUGCAACCAAGACAGUGACCAAUAAGCAAAAGAAUGUGGGUGGAAGGAUAAUCUGUGGGUGGACUUUUAUCAGCUCAGUAGAGAAUUGCUGACUGGGAUUUAAGAUGAUGGUAGAUGACAUGGGACAUGUUUUCACCACUGGUGCUUUUCUUAGAGGCAGUCAGGUUGGUGGGUGGAUUAAUUUAAAGAUGACAGGAAAGUAAUUACACUAAUUAAGGUCAUUUCAUCAGUCUUUUAUAAUUUUGAGGUGCACGGGUGAAUAAUAAAGGUUCCAAGUACCACCAGUUAUGUGAAAUUGGAAAUUCAGUGGAAGAUUUGUUAUUGAGAGAUGUGAGUAAACAGUUAUAGCAUUCUGGAAGCUAGCCAAACUUGUCACACUUGCAGUGCAGGGAGAGGUGGGAAACCUUGAGAUUGUGAGUGCAGUAAUUUGCAUCGAGGUUAUUCAUUCAGUAAUUGUAACCUCUACUGAGAGUGCAUCAGAAAUAGAAAGCGAACACUAUUAAAACCAGGGCUGCAGCAUCUAAAGGGAGACCAAAAAGGGUGUGAAAGAGGAGAGCACAGAAAGGCAUUGUCCAACAAUCUACCAUUCGACUCAGCUUCCUGCAAGUGAAGGAGUGCCAGUGUCACUCAACACUGCCUCCCACAGGGGGAUGGUCACUGCUGUAUGUUAUGGUGGAGGAGCUGAAUCCUGAGGAAGUGGUGGAGACCCAUUGUUAAAACAGGAUAAUUUUAGGGAUCAUCUUAAGAUUGCUAUUAUACCAGUUUGCGAAUCACUGUUGAAUCUGGUGAUGACCUGAUUCCCAUUUCUCACUAAUCCGGCAAGGCACAGAGUAUUUUCCAGAUGGUGACCAUCAGCUGCCAUCAAGGUUCCUUCAGAAUAGACACAAACAUUGAACAGGUUUUAUCCUUUCUGUUAUUGAAUGUACAAGUGACCUGUGACUAGUGCCAGUGGUUUUUACAAGAUUCUGGAAAGCUGCCAUUGUCAUACCAAGACAUUCUCAGGUGGCUGAUUUUUUUUUUCAAGCUUCCUGGGUACCUUUUGAUCCAUUACUGGGUGAUGAGGGCUAUCAACUGAAUGCAUGACUCCUGUGUGCCAAGUCACAACUUAGAACUGCAGGUAUACUUUGUUGCUGGACAAUUUGAGCACAGUGCCAAUACUUUGAUAGAUUAAGCAUCCAUUCCAAGAGUAACCUGAAGCCUCCAAAUGAUUUGACAGUUAUAUCUGUAACCUUUCGGGGCACACCUGUCCCUCCCUGUUCAUCUGUUGGCAUUUGAUCAUUUUAGACACCGGGCCUAAAGGCAAGUAUGUCUAUACAUAUUUCUGGCAGCCACUAUGUAGUUUGGAUGGUUUCUCCAUGACAGCCUCCACACUUUCUCUAGAGUAUGUUAUUCAUAGUUCCGAUAGAUUUCUUUACCUUGCAUGUAUAGGUUUGGAAACCCUUUGGAAGUUUUGCCAAAUGUUCACACACCUCAAACUGUAGUGUGAGCACCUGUAUCCAUUGAGGCCAUAGAGAUGUUAUUGGUCUGAAACUCUGCUUUGCCAUCUUCACCACCACCACCCCCCCCACACCCCCCACUAAAUGUCCAACAGUCCUCUGGGUGCCCAUAAUUCGUACAAUCUCCACAGUAAACUCAGCACUGAAAUGCUCACUAUGAUCCUUUACUACUUUUGUGCAUAUACUGUUAUGUCAGUGGGAGAAUGCUAUUUGUUGCAUCCUCAGGUUACAAACAGAGGCCCUGCAUCUGGCUGUUCUUGGCCAUUACCAAAGAGAGAGUGCAUAUGUGAGAAUGUCAAGAAGGCAAUGUGAAUUUCAACAUUUGCUGAGGCUGAAAGAGAUAAGUGGAAUAUGGGGUAUAAGAGCUAUUUGCUACUCAAGCCUUCUCUCCCAUUCAACAAGAUGGUGACUGAUCAAGUUGUGGUCUUAACUCAAUUUUCCUGUUUGCUGUACACAGCUCUUGACACUCUUGCCUAUCAUUAGUUUAACUCCCCAUGAACGAAUUCAGUGACCAACCUUCACUGUUUGCUAGGGAAGAGAAUUCCACACAACUACACAGAAAUAAAAGCUCUCCUCAUGUUAAAUGGGAGAAUCUUUUAUUCUUAACAUUGCCACCUGGUUAUAUUCCGUCUCCGCAAGCAGAAACAUCCGUAAUCCAUCCAAUCAGAACCCCCAGGAUUAUGUUUCAGUAUGAUCACUUGGCUUUGGUCUGAACCUCAAUGACUAUGGGAAUCUGUUCAAGCUGUCUUCAAAGCCCUUAGCACAGGACUGAGUUGAGUAAACCUCCUCUGAAUUAUUUCCAAUGUGAUAUUCUUUUAUUAAACAGACUAAAAUUAUGCACUAUACUCCAGAUGUAGCCUUACCACAAGCCCUGUACUAUGCAGUAAAAUUUCUUUUUGUUGUAAUAGAUGAUAUUCAAUUUCCAUUUCCCUUAUUUGCUGUAUUUCAAACUGUGAUUCACGCACCAGGGUACCCAGAUCUUUCUGUAUUUGAGCUCUAGAGUCUUUGUUGUAACUUCUGCUUUUUUGUUCUUGCUGCGAAAUUGGGCAAAUUCACAUUUCCCACAUUAUACUCCAUCUUCCAAUGUUUUGUCCACCCAUUUCAGCUGUCUGUUUGUCUACCUUCUCUUGACAAUCUGCAUUCUUGCUUGGUAUGGACAAAUUUAGCAAAUUUGAUGUAGGUUGUAAAUAAUUGACCCCCUAGCACUGAUUCUUGUUGUACCCUACAAAUUGCAGCUUAAAAGACCAAUUUAUGCCUAUUAUUUGUUUCCUGUUUAGUGUAGGUGAGGGACUGGUGAGCUAAUAGAUUACCCUGUAUUAAGUGCUUUAUCUCUGUUUCUUCCAUUCGCAAUAGAUUUGUGCUCGUGUUCAUGUAUUAGGCUAGUUGCUCUCUUGAGUUCUCACCAUCAGUGAUCGCAUGUCAUUCCUCCCAGUGCCAGUGCUACUGUCUCCAUUGCUGUGAGGAUAUUUCCAAUUCUUGUUGCCUCAUGUGCAACCAUUUUGUUAGCAGUGUAACUCUUGUGCCAAAGAGCAACUUCCUACAUAUGUCUGUUCAGUACUGACAGUGUUGACAUCAGAUUUGUGUCCUCCACAGUGUGUUCCAUGAAACUGAAGCCUUUCAGAGACAUUGAGAGCCUUGCCUGAGCCAUUGCUACUUUUGGGUCCUGUCUGCCUAUCCCUAAUUGGCCUUGAAAACAGUGGGUCUGCAGUGCUAUUUAAGAGAGUCUGGAACCGUGUAGCACGUUUGCUUCCCUGAAGGGCCUUAGCAAACCAGAAUUUUUUUGGCAAUUGUAAACAUUCUAGUCACUAUUUCAUUGGGAGGGUAGUGUGGUAAUCCAGAUGUGGGUUUGGAAACUGCCAUUUGAAUUUAGCUUUUAAUGCCAGAUUUUUAAAAUAUUAUUCUCAUGGCAAACCUGAGAUUAGUUAGCAAGCGCAAACCUUUUGAUGUGAAUAUCCAUUGGCUUUAUCAAAGUCAAGAUUUUAAAAGUCAGAAUAAAGAUCAGAAUUGCAGACAAACUUGAGUUAAUGCAGGAAACUUGAGGCUGCUGAGGCAGAAGCCAUGCUUGAAGUGGCUACGGUUUUAAAAUUGUUUUGGCACUGUGGCAUGAGGUAGGGUUAAUGACAAGUGAUAAAUCUUGGUUAUUAUUGAGUUACCAGAUGUACUGUCAAUCUGAGCAACAAGGGGUUGGAUUGGUGAUGUCUACUAACAAAAACUUAGCAAGCUGGCUUCGAUUUUGUUUGUAUUAGAUUGAAAGAAACCAGUACAACUUGCACAGGUAUAAAUAAUGCAGAACAAAAAUCAAAGUAGAGAAUAUUGAAUUAUAAUAGGAAACCACAAAUUACUAAUACUAAGAUCGUAUUUGAACUGUAUCUACUUGUUCAAAAUCAAAGCAGAAAACAUUUGAGCAGUCAGACAUAAUGAUCGUGAAUUUUUAGUUAUGAAUACUGGACUUUAUUUGUGAAAUGAGAUUCAAGUAAACAUGGAUGCAGUCAAGAAACUGGAAAGUUUUGAAAAGGUAAAUUUGGAUGCUUAUUGUUAAAUUGCAUGAAGUGAACAUGAGGUGAGAACGUCAAACCAAUGAAGACAAACAUAAGACUAGUAUCUAAUAUUCUAGUUCUGUGAACAAUAUUUGCAACAGCAUCUUGGAUCAAGUAAUGAAAAUACAAACCCUGAAGUUAUUGAAGAAUAAAUCUAAAUUGCCUUCACUACUAGCUGUUUUAUAGUGUGCAGCUGAGUAGUUUUUAAAAAAACCUAGUCACAAAGAAAACUGCCAAAAAUUCAGAUAAAUUGAAAUCCCAUUACAUUAAAAGACUACAAUGCAUAAAAGCAUUAAAUUUUAUAUUGAAGUGCCAGGGACCCAGGUUAAAUUUUAGUCUUGGGUAAUGAUGCACACUUCACAUUAUCCCAUGCCAGUGUGGGUUUCUGUUCUCCAGUUUCUUCCUAUAGUCCAAAGGUUAGGCAGAUUGACCAUGCUAAAUUCCCCCUUAAUGUCGAAGGAUAUGCAGUCUCGGUGGAUUAGCCAUGGUAAAAAUAUGAAGUUACAGGGAUAGGAUGAGAUGCUCUUUGUUGGUCAGUGUAGACUUGAUGCCAUUUUUCUGCACUAGGGAUUCUAUGAAUCACUACAAGCUCUCAACUACCAUUGAGAGAGCAUGGCUAAAAUUGGGAGAGCUGCCCCACAGCCUAGUCAAGGAAUAAAUUGACUGAUGGAGACUUGACACAGUUUAGAGAGCAAACUUUCUCCAAGGUGCAGUAUUGCACUACCAUCAUUGUGAAUGUGGAUACGUUCAGAACUGAGAAUGCCAUUCAAAUGACAUCCAUGAGAAAUUCUGAUCCUGCAACAACAAAAUUGUAUUCUAUCACAACCUUUAUGCCAGGGGAACAAGUUCUUUUUCAAUAAGGAGUGUAGGGGAUUAUGUCAGGAGUAGUACUAGUUGUAUCUAAAAAGGAAUUGCCAACCUGGUUCCAUUACCAUGUAGAACAACUUAUGCUAAAUACUCUCUCCACUAAGCCAUGGAACAGAGUUCUAGCAUCCUAUCACAUCCAGUUAUAAGGUUCACUAGUCAUCCAGUUCUGUUCUUCCUGCUGUUCUUAGUCUUCUCGUAUUUGAUGUUCUUUGUUUUCCCAGAGCUGACAAUUUAAAUACAUUGACUUUUGCAGCAAAAUAUAUAAACAUGAAUUACGGUUAUUAAAAAAAUAAAUUUCCUUUCAAAUGCUAUAUAGCCAGAAACUGUUUGGAAUGUACCACGUUACUUUAGCACAAACUGAUUUAUAAGAUUUGAAACCAUGUACUUUUUAGUAGAGAUUAUAACCGUAUGCUGAUGUUUCUGCUUUAAAAUUUGAUUUUUGACCAUGUCAGAAUUUCAUGGGUAUAAUAUUGGAUUCUAUGUAUUGGCUUUAUUUUGUACACUAAAAUAAAUUUGUGUCAAGUUACAUACUUAA